This is a messenger RNA of Zingiber officinale, 1715 nucleotides long. RefSeq lists its product as uncharacterized. Gene Ontology annotation, cellular component: membrane. The record is from RefSeq and is a predicted model, not a curated record. Lineage: Eukaryota; Viridiplantae; Streptophyta; Magnoliopsida; Zingiberales; Zingiberaceae. Gene Ontology annotation, molecular function: transmembrane transporter activity. The transcript is spliced from 3 exons. The coding region runs from base 96 to 1451 and encodes 451 amino acids. Gene Ontology annotation, biological process: transmembrane transport.
CCGUUUCCCGUGCCUCUUUAAUUUGCUACACCAAAACACGAGCGAGCGGGCGAGUGAGCCAGAGAAGAAAGAGAUCGAGAACUCAGAAAAGGGCAAUGGCGACGGGCACUGAGCACGGCGAGUUCACCAUCCCUACUUCGCGAAUCAAUCAGGUGGCACCGACGCAGGUUGUUGAUGUCGCUGAACUAUACAACCACCGAAGGCCCACCACCAACUUCGCCGGCCGGCUAGCCAAGCUUCUCUUCUUCUCUCACCUCAUCGCCACCGUCAUUCUCAUCUCAUUCCUAUCCAUCGCAGCCUUCGUCUCCCGAAGCCUACUGUCCUUCCACUUCCUCCUCCAUUGGCACGCCCCUCUCCUUGUUGCCGCCGCCGCCUCCGCCGCCAUUUCCCUCCUGUUCCUGUUCGUCUCCCUCCGCCACCCGGCCACCGCCAUCAAGUCUUCUUUCUGGCUCUCCCCCGUCCUCGCCUGCGCCGUAGCCGUCAUCCUCCUCGCUGACGGCACUGCUCUCGGCCUGGCUUUCGCGGUGCCGUUUCUUCUCCUCGCCCUCAUCCAAUCCCUCCACGCCUGCUGGACCGCCCGCCGCCUCCGCCAUGCCUACGCGAUCCUCUCGGCCGCAGUCGCCGCUGUUCCACCGUCCUUCGCUCUGGUCAACUUCCUCUCCCUCUCGCUCCUCGCAUUACUCGCCUUCUUCGCGCUCUGGACGCUCGGCGCCGGAGGAGUCGCCGCCGGCGUCCACUCGCGAUACGACGCGGUUUACCUGAUCCUUCUGCUGAUCGGCCUCUGGUGGACCGCGCAAGCGGUCCGCUACACGGUCUUCGUGGCCGUGGCGCAAAUCGCCUACCUUCGGCUGGCCUGCGGAAUAACGAUCCCGGCGGCCGCGGCCUUCGAAUCCGCCUCGAAGCGCGCGCUCGGCGACGUUUGCUGCGCCGCCGCCUUGGUGCCUCUGGUGGCGGCGACUCGGGCCGUGGCGCGGGCCAUGAGCGCGGGCGGCUCCGAUGAGUUCAUGUUCUCCUGCGGCUGGUGCUUCAAGGGUGUGGCCGACGGGGCUGUGUCGCGAGCCAACCGGUGGGGGUUGGUGUAUGUGGGAGUGUACGGCAGGGGGCUGUGGAGCUCAUCAGCGGAGGCGUGGGAGAUGUUCAACAAGCAGGGGAUGGAGCGACUGAUCGACCUAGACCUCACCGGGUCGUUCUGCCUAUUUUGCGGCGUCGCCGGCGGCGGUGUCUCAACCUUGGUCGCGGGUUCUUGGAUGAUCGCCGCCGGCAGUGACCACUCGACGGAGGCCAAGCUCUAUGCCUUCAUCAUCGGCUAUUUCAUGGCUCGAAUUGGAAUGGCAUGGCCUCAAGCUUGUGUGGCGGCCUACCAUGUGGUGUUCGCGGAGAACCCGCAGAUGAGUUCCUGCAUCGGUGCUCGGAUGAGGGAGCUGCAGCAGUCGUCGUCUCCGCCAGAUUGAGUCAACCUCUCCAAAUACUGAAGUAAUUUACUCGAACUGCCUUCCAUUACUGCGUCGUUUCUGCAUUCUUACUUAUUCUAUUCCCAGAUAGAAAGAUGAACAAGAAACGUUCUAGUGACAAUUUUCUGUAGGAAAAAAAUUUCUGAUUCAUCGUAUGCAAUUUCUCAGUAAAUGCACACUUGAAGAGCGCACACAACUUGUUCUAGAUUCCAACUUAAAGUAGGAUUAUGUUCUUCUAUCAAAUCCAAACAUAAUUCUUUGCAA